Coniophora puteana RWD-64-598 SS2 is the source of this 1081-nucleotide messenger RNA. RefSeq names its product ubiquitin-conjugating enzyme 9. Gene Ontology annotation, biological process: protein sumoylation. NCBI's taxonomy places the organism in Eukaryota, Fungi, Basidiomycota, Agaricomycetes, Boletales, Coniophoraceae. Gene Ontology annotation, cellular component: nucleus. The record is from RefSeq and is a predicted model, not a curated record. Gene Ontology annotation, molecular function: SUMO conjugating enzyme activity. The transcript is spliced from 8 exons. The coding region runs from base 486 to 962 and encodes 158 amino acids.
AUUUGGCUGUCCUCCUCCUGGCCGGGUCAGAGAAGCCGCAGUGUCAUGGAUGAAACCAGGAAACUAACGUGUUGGUUACUUCUGGAACGCGACGAAGAACGGCGACAGUCGUCUUGGAGGGCAUGGCUCAGGCGACCGCUCUCAUACGACAGCACCCGAGACCUCCUGACCUUCGAUUCAUACGCUAGGCUACACUUGGGCUUCCCCAACCCGACCAUGUCAGACCAUGUCCCCAAAAGGAAUCUCCGGCGGCAACCCUGCUCUUUUCCUGCCGCCGCUGACUAAGCCGCUGCGCUGUGUGGCAGUGCGACACAACAGACGGAGAGAACAAGCACGGCUGCAGAAGGCCCCAACGGACAACUCAAUUGCACGCGACGCCGAGCAAGUCGCCCGAGGCGUGUGUCUUCAGCCUUACGCACCGCAAAAAGCCUAGCCGUACCUGCACACUCCAGUCCCUAUCGGUCUAACCUCGUUCUAUUCUGGCAAUGUCUGGCAUAUGCAGAGCACGUCUCGCCGAGGAACGCAAGCAGUGGCGAAAGGACCAUCCUUUCGGCUUCUAUGCAAAACCGGUGAAGGCAGCAGAUGGUUCCAUGAACUUGAUGGAAUGGGAGGUCGGUAUCCCAGGCAAACAAGGGACGGCUUGGGAGAACGGCCUCUACAAGCUUACCAUGGUUUUCCCGGAAGACUACCCAUCCAAACCGCCGAAAUGCAAGUUCACUCCUCCCCUCUUCCACCCGAACGUGUAUCCCUCCGGCACUGUGUGUUUGUCCAUCCUUGAUGAGGAAAAAGGGUGGAAGCCUGCCAUCACCAUCAAGCAGGUUCUGUUGGGAAUCCAAGACCUGCUUGAUGAUCCUAAUGUGAAUGACCCCGCUCAGAGCGAUGCAUACACCAUGUUCAAGAAUGACAAAGUCGCGUAUGAGCGACGCAUCAAGCAACAAGCCCGUGAAAAUAUACCCAAGUGACCUUGCAGCCCUUUCGUAUAAGGCGUUUCCCUUGGUUUCCUUAGUAAACGUUUGUAUCUGCUUUGUAGAAUAGCAUUCAUUUUUCUUGCAAACAUCAGGGUAGCCCCCAUUUUAUCAUU